CCUUUAUACGUUACAUAUCGAGGAGGAUUAAAACAGAUAAACUGCGAUAUCCUGUUCUUCUGUCAUGUAGUCACAGUUUCUGUAAAGAGUGUCUUCAUCAGUUCUGGAGAACUAAAGAAACUCAGGAGUGUCCUGUCUGCAGGAGAAGAUCCUCAAAACUCGAACCUCCUCCUAAUCUUGCAUUACAAAACCUGUGUGAGUUGUUCCUGAAGCAGAGAAAUGAGAGUCGUUCAUUAAGAUCUGAGAAGAUCUGCAGUUUACACGGUGAGAAACUCAAACUCUUCUGUCUGGAGGACAAACAGCCGGUGUGUGUAGUGUGCAGAGACUCAGAGAAACACAUCAAUCACACAUUCAGACCCAUCAGUGAAGCUGGUCCAUCCUAUAAGGAGGAGCUCUAUACACCACUGAAGUCCUCACAAGAGAAACUUAAACACACAGAAAGCAUUAAAGGAAAGUUGGAGAAAACAGGACAACACAUCAAGAACAAAAAUGAUCUCAUCAAGAAAAGCAUCUUAAUUGAAGAUGGAAAUCCUGCUCGAUAUCGUCUGCAAACAAGGACAGACAAUUUGCAUCAAUCUAAACCAUACAGAAAAAUGAUCUUUGGAGUGAGAGACAAAAACAAACCCCAUAAAACCAUUCUGAUGGCUGGAGAAACAGGAACAGGAAAAACAACCCUGAUCAAUGUGAUGGUCAACUACAUGUUGGGUGUUCAGAGAGAAGACAAGGUUUGGUUUGAGAUCACAGAUGAUCAGAGCGACCAAACAUCAGUUCACAGACAGACCUCCAGCAUCACUGUUUAUGGGUUUUAUCUACAAGAGAGUCCAAUCCAUUUAACAAUCAUCGACACACCGGGAUAUGGAGACACACGUGGAAUUGAUCUUGAUAAACAGAUCGCUGUGAGUUUGUACAAUUUAAGUGACUCUGCAGAAGGGAUUCAUGAAAUAGAUGCAGUGUGUCUGGUGAUUAAUGCAACACAGAAUCGUUUCUCAGACAGACAAAAAUACAUUUUUGAUGCUGUUCAAUCUUUAUUUGGAAGAGAUUUUGCUGAAAACAUCAUCUUGCUCGUCACACACUCAAAUGGAUUUCCACCUAAAAAUGCCCUGACGGCUGUUAAAGAGGCUAAACUCAAGUGUGCAGUGAAUGACAAGAAUCAGCCAGUGUUUUUCCUGUUUGAUAACUGCCAGUCAGACGCUGCUGAUGAACAAUAUGAAACAAUCCAAGAACACUCAUGGAAUCUCAGUGUUAGAGGAAUGGAACAAUUCUUCAAUUUUCUUGACACAAUACAACCAAAAUCCUUGAAGAUGACUCGAGAUGUGUUGCAGAAACGAAAACAGUUGGAGACAAAUAUCUACAAUCUACAAUCACGGGUGCAAGAGAUGGAAAUAAAGCAAAAUGAGCUGAAACAAACUCAAGCAGCUCUGGAGCAGAACAAGCAACAUGUCGAAGAAAAUCUAAACUUUGAGUAUGAAGUUGAAGUGACCCACAAAGAAAGGGUUAAUAUUGAUCCUGCUUUAGCCAGUGUGGCGAUGUGCUGCACCGUCUGUGAGGAGAACUGUCAUUAUCCAGGAUGCUGGUGGGUCAGCGGUCUCUCGUGGUGCAGCGUGAUGAAAAAUAAUCACUGUACAGUUUGCACUGGUAAGUGCCACUACAGCAAACACAUCAAAGAAACUAAAAUAUAUGUGACAAAGAAAAGGAAGGAGAAGAGGAUAUAUACAGAUUUAAAGAAGAAGUAUGACAGUAAGACUAGGGAUGGUGUGUUUGUGGUUAAGAAGCUGGAAGAAGAGCUGCAAGAAUUAGAGAAAGAGAAAAUAAAUCUGGUGAAAGAUGCUUUCGACUGUGUGGAAACUCUGCAGAAGAUCGCACUCAACACUGAUUCACUGUUCACUCUUCAGCACACUGAUUUCCUGUUUGAGAAGAUGAAGGAAAUUGAUGAACUUGAAAAGGCCAAAACACUGGAAAACAUCAAGAAGAGAGCAGGAGAAGAAAAACAAGGAGCACUUGGAUACUUUACAAGAUUUUUUAAAAAAUAAACAAAUCAUAUCUUAGCUACUCGAACCCUGCUAACACUCUGAAAACAGGAUCCUGAUUUUUUUUUCUGCUUCUUUCAUAAACAUGUCUUUCAUAUGAUAUAAAGCUAUAUUAUCAUUCAUUGUAAUUGUUUUAUGUAUCUAACAUCUAUCAUCUGACUUGCACUGUAUCUAUAUCCUCACAAUUUUUUCAUUUGAAAAUUACUUUGGAUAAACAGUAGCCUAACUGCUAAAGUAACUGAUGUAAAAUACUAUGGUGAUUACUCUAGUGUUUGUCCUGGAAUACAACACAAGCUGACAACACUAUAAUGUAAACAGUUUAUACAGUAAGAUUCAAUUGAAAAUGUAGCAAUUAAAUUGUAAAAGACACAACCAAAAUAUUGAAAUGUAUCAUAAAAUUAUGUGUGCAAUCAUGGUCAUUAAGAGGCUGAUUAGUGACUAUUUAGAUUCUAUUAUUAAAGGCUGCCACAUAUGAAAAAAUGUUGCAUAUUCUUGAUGUAAAGAAACAGUGAAAAAAAAUCUGAGACUGUCACAGAAGCUCUUAUUGGACUGUGUUCAUCUUCUAUGACAGCGUUUCCCAAUCCCAGUCCUCGCUCUUGAAAUCCUGAACAGUAGUUUUGCUUCUCUGAAGGUGUGGAUAUAGAAAAUCAUUUUUAGGGUGGCAAAGGGGUGGCAUGGGGUCUAUGAGGGGUGGCAACACUAAUGCAAGCCCCCAUGCAUAGUUUUUGGGGAUUUAUUGUCUGACAUGCCCAGUUGUAUUCACAAAUUUUGCAUUAGGCUGUGUAGUCUGUAUAGUCAUAGUAUAGAUACUGUUUAAAAUGAAAAAAUAACGUUCAGCUCUCUCCAUUGAUAUGCAAAUAUUCUGAUUGGUGUCAUCAGUUUUGCUACCUAAUGUUUAAUACUCAUUGUUAAACUUUUUGAGAAAUGUGUCUUUGUUUUGAGAACUGAAUUAAUGGUUUGGGAAAAUGGAUCAACUAAAAUGUUAUAUUAUGUUAACAAUCGAGAAAACUGCAAUACA
Onychostoma macrolepis is the source of this 3045-nucleotide messenger RNA. RefSeq lists its product as uncharacterized. The transcript is spliced from 3 exons. The record is from RefSeq and is a predicted model, not a curated record. Gene Ontology annotation, molecular function: GTP binding. Bases 594 to 2030 code for a protein of 478 amino acids. NCBI's taxonomy places the organism in Eukaryota, Metazoa, Chordata, Actinopteri, Cypriniformes, Cyprinidae.